This is a messenger RNA of Cotesia congregata, 954 nucleotides long. Lineage: Eukaryota; Metazoa; Arthropoda; Insecta; Hymenoptera; Braconidae. The record is from the annotation of a GenBank genome assembly.
AUGACAAUGGAUCAAGAAGUUUUGACAACUCUGAAACUACUUAUGAUAGGUGAAUCAAAUGUCGGAAAGUCAAGCAUUUUAUUAAGGUUCACCGAAGACGAGUUUAAUGAGAAUAUACAGAACACUGUGGGUAUGGAUUAUAAAACAAAGCAAGUAAAUAUUGAUGGCAACGUUGUAAAACUUGCAAUCUGGGUAAUUUUUAUAAAUAAAUUGUUUUUUUUUUUUAUAGAUCCAGUAAUUAAUACUAAAGUUAGCGGACGUUUUUAAUUUUUUGAUUAUUUUUCAUUUAUUAAAUUAGAACUGAAAAAUAUUUUUAAAAAAUUGCACUGAUAGUUUUUCAAGUUUUUUACCAGUGAAAAUUUUUUUUUAUUUUUUUAUAAUGAUUUUUUCAAUAAAAAAAAUUUUUAAAUGUCGGCUAACUUUUAAAUACGUCUCUAGUACAGUUAUAAAAGCUUUUUAAAUAAUUAAAAAAAUUAUCAACAGGAUACUGCGGGUCAAGAAAGAUUCCGCACCUUGACACCUAGUUACUAUCGUGAUGGCCAAGGUGCUAUCUUAAUGUAUGACGUCACCGAUCGUAAUACGUUUGUAAAAUUAGAAACGUGGUUAGACGAAUUAAAUACCUACUGUAAUAAAUCGGAGAUAGUUAAAAUGGUUGUUGGAAACAAGAUAGACCUGCCAGAUCGGCAAGUUACUACGGAAGAAGGUCUGAAUUUCGCACGAAGACAUCAGACACUUUACAUCGAAAGCAGCGCUAAAACUGCUGACGGUGUCAAAUGUUGUUUUGAAGAAUUGGUUCAAAAGAUUUUGCAAACACCUGGUCUCUGGGAGCACAAUAAUUCAUCCAGGAUUCAGAAUAUUGCUGGAGGUGGUCCUCGUCAACGACUAGGAAAGCGUGGAAUGCUAUUGACUGAUGAUCCUCAGCCCCAAGACGCUUAUAAUAAUUGUUAUUGCUAG